Molecule: messenger RNA, 1872 nt
Organism: Boleophthalmus pectinirostris (great blue-spotted mudskipper)
Lineage: Eukaryota; Metazoa; Chordata; Actinopteri; Gobiiformes; Gobiidae
Product: rho guanine nucleotide exchange factor 10-like
Exons: 6
Coding region: 54-1118 (354 amino acids)
Biological process (GO): positive regulation of stress fiber assembly; actin cytoskeleton organization; mitotic spindle assembly
Cellular component (GO): centrosome
Molecular function (GO): protein binding; guanyl-nucleotide exchange factor activity
Source: RefSeq, a predicted model, not a curated record
ACAACCACACACCACCAGGGAAAGCUGCUGAAAGCCCCACCGUGUGUUUGGGCAUGGAGGAGGGCAGCAUUAUUGUGUACAAGAGCAGUCAGCGGUCAAAGAAAGUCCGUCUACAGCAUUUCUUCACCCCAGACAAAUCCACGGUGACCAGCCUUGUGUAUCAGAAACACUGUCUCUAUGUGGGCUUGGUGAGCGGCUCUGUGCUCGUCUACUCCAGAUCUUCAGAUGGUUUGUGGAGCUCCGACAACCCUAAGGUGCUGAAGCUGGGCGUUUUACCCGUGAAGGCAAUGCUGGCAGUGGAAGAGCACCUCUGGGCGUCAUCAGGAGGGCAGGUUUUCAUCAUCAGCACCCAAUCUCACACUGUUGAGAAGCAGCUGGAGGCUCACCAGGAGGAGGGCAUGGUGGUGUCCCACAUGGUGGUAGCUGGAGUGGGCAUCUGGAUUGCCUUUAGUUCUGGCUCCAGCCUCCGUCUUUUCCAUACAGAGACCCUGGAGCACCUACAGGACAUUAACAUCGCCACGCCUGUCCAGAGUAUACUGCCUGGUAACCAUAGAGUUUCUGUGAGCAGUUUGCUAGUGUGUCAUGGACUGCUUUUGGUCGGCACCAAUCUGGGGGUGACGGUGGGCCUAUCAGUUCCCAGACUGCAGGGGAUCCCCAAGGUGACAGGUCGGGGUAUGGUGUCCUUGCACGCUCACAGUGGACCAGUGAAGUUCCUCACUAUGGCAGCUGCAGUUUGUAAUCGCCCCUCAUCCACAAUACUGUCUAACACUGCCUCUGCCCAACCUGUUGAGCUCAUGGAUGGAGAUGGCGCUGAUCCUCCAUCAGACUCAACCCUCACUCCGGCGCAGAGCAGAGGGGUGUGGCUGGGAGAGACAGGCUGCACCAGCAUGGCUCUCCAAGACUCCCUCUCCUCCUCCUCCUGUGGCUCCCUGGCCCCCUCCCAGGGCUCCCUAGAGCAUGGGCCCGAGGAUGGGGCCCUGUACGACCUGCUGCAUGACCCGUCCCACAAGCAGAGGGGCCGCCGCACCAACAAGGUCAGCGUCAGCUCUGUGCUUGUGGUCUCUGGGGGGUCUGGGCCACCGAAAAGUCAACAAGAAGACCAAACCAUCACGCCAUGAAGACACAACAUCUAACAUCAUGAUAUGGCAGAUCCCACUGAUUAACAUGUAAAGGACCAAAACACAAGACAAGCACAGAAUGAGUCAAAUGACAAUUUCAUUACUGAAUAUUUAUGUUUCUGAUACCAGAGCUGCUUCAAAUAUAAGUACCAUAAGAACAAGAAAAGUGCAUAUUUAAAAUGAUAGUUAUAACCACUGAUACAUAACAGUAUUUGACAAAACUGUGUAUUUAAAAAAGACUUGCUUGUUAAUAUGCUUUUCAACAUAAGAGUGUAUCAUUCAUUUGUAAACAGAGCUACUACUUAUUUGUUUGCGUGCCAUGUCACAACAUAGAAAUUCAGUAUUUACAUUUUGGAAAUUGAAUAUGAAUCUGUGGCCUUUGUAAGGUUACAAUUCUGAUUGGAAUCAUGUAACAUAUUUUAUACAGACAUUUCAAGGUUUAGACUGACCUUAUGGAAGCAUUGUAAGAAUGUCUCAGGAUUAUGUUGGAAAGGACUGAAGAUUGAAUUUGUUUUUGUCAAAUAAGUCGAUCAAUUUUUUAACACUGAACAGCUGUUAGGAAGGGCCUAAAAAUCCUAACAAGAGAAAAAGGGAAAUGAUGACAAAUAUUUUGAACUGUCUUAGAGAUGGGACUUCCUGGCUGGCCAGGUUUAGUUAUGCAUGUGCGGGAUGUAUUACUACUCAUUUGUUUCCCCAUUUGUCAUUAUGUAGGUUUGCUACAAGGAUAUUUAAAAAUACAUGUUUUAUACUGCCA